Messenger RNA from Euleptes europaea (tarantolino), 2790 nucleotides. It is a transcript of the gene CIP2A, whose product is annotated as cellular inhibitor of PP2A. Bases 1 to 2727 code for a protein of 908 amino acids. The record is from RefSeq and is a predicted model, not a curated record. The transcript is spliced from 21 exons. Lineage: Eukaryota; Metazoa; Chordata; Lepidosauria; Squamata; Sphaerodactylidae. Gene Ontology annotation, molecular function: protein binding.
AUGGACGCCUCCGCCAGCAUGAAAUCGGUGCUGCUGGCCGCGGCCCAGUACCGGGCUGCGCGUACGCAGACUAACGCGGCGCUCUUGCACCGGAGCCUGGAGGUUAUUUCAGGAUUGAAGUUGACACGAUUGUUUGCAUCAAACCAAACUUUGCCAAAUGAAUGUCUCAGCUGCUUAGUAGAACUCAUUGAUGACCCAAACACAAAUUCUCAGUUAACCUUAACUGUGGUUGGAUUGCUCUCUCAACUAGUUUCAGACAAUGAGAUCAGAGAAGCUCUUCAGAAUACGUACAGUCUGGGUAGUGUUCUAGCAAAUGUGGUUCAUCGGAGUUCUGUCAGUCCUACUGAUCCAGUGCUACUACCGAGUAUUCAGUUGCUUCAGAAACUGACCUACAAUGUAAGAGUAUUCCAUUCCAGUGCUAGCAUUGAUGACUUAAUUUCAUUCCUUAUGCAUCAUAUUCAAUCCGCAGAAGAUGAGCUAACUAUACCAUGCCUGGGACUUAUGGCAAAUCUGUGUCGACAUAAUUUAUCCAUUCAAACACACAUCAAGUCAUUGAACAAUGUGAAGAGUUUCUAUCGCACUCUGAUCAGUUUCUUGGCUCACAGUAGCUUAACAAUGGUUGUCUUUGCACUUUCCAUAUUAUCAAGCCUUACGCUAAAUGAAGAAGUUGGAGAAAAGCUUUUCCAUUCCAGAAACAUUCAUCAGACUUUCCAGUUGAUAUUCAACAUUCUUGUGAAUGGAGAUGGAACACUGACAAGGAAGUAUUCUGUUGAUCUGCUCAUGGAUCUCCUGAAGAACCCUAAGAUUGCAGAUUAUCUUACAAAGUAUGAACAUUUUCAAUCGUGCCUCAAUCAGGUAUUGGGCCUGCUUCAUGGAAGGGACCCUGGUUCUUCAUCAAAGGUAUUGGAGUUACUUCUUGCCUUCUGUUCAGUACCAGAACUCCGCCAUGUCUUGUGUCUAGCAAUAUUGGAACCAAAUAUGUCAGGCUGUGGAAGCACAAGACUUGCGUCUCGAUCCAAGCCUUCAGAGCCAUCUGUUCUUCUAGUGCACUGGUCAAAUCAGCCACUGGAAGCAUCUGAAAAUUGCUCAACUCUGGCCUUGGAGCUGUUCAGAGAGAUAUUUGAGGAUGUUAUUGAUACAGGCCAUUGUGCUGUGGCUGAGCGCUUUGUGGAUCUUCUUUUGCCCGUCCUUCUCGACCAUCUUCAUGUUCCGGAUAAUUCUCUAGAAGACCUGCUGCUAAAGAAGAAAUGUGAAAAAAUGAUGAAAGCCAUUGACAUCUUGUUAACGCUUUGUGCAGAUGACAUAUUAAAAACACAUGUUACAAAGGUUCUAACAGCUAGCAAAUGUACAUGCUUGAUAGAACACCUUUUUACCUGCAGUGGGAUUGACUUCGGUUUUGGGACAAAGUUAAUAGACUCUGAACUGAGCAAGCUUGCUUCGGAGGUAAUAUUAAAAACACUGGAUCUUAUGAGCAAGCUUAAGCAGCUGGUUCCUAGCAUGGAAGUCAGUUUUUACAAAGUUCUUCAGGACCAACGUUUGGUUACACCUUUGGCUUUUGCUUUAACAUCAGACCACAGAGAGCAAGUACAAGCGGGACUCAGAAUACUCUUUGAAGCGGCCCCAUUACCAGAUUUUCCUGCCAUAGUGCUUGGCGAAAGCAUUGCAGCCAAUAAUUCUUACAGACACCAGGAAGCAGAGCAUGUACCUAAAAGGAGCCAGGUGCAGCCAGUUCUGACCUGUGUUAAUUCAACGAAAGGUUCUCUUUGCCCUCCGAAUGAGGAUGCUGCUACUUUCAACAUCCAGGACCUGAUACAGAAACUUCAAUCAGGCCUAGAGAUGAAAGAAUCAGUAACAGAUGUGAGGAUAUCUGAAAUAAUGGAAGUAUAUGAGCAGAAACUAUCUGCGCUAGCUUCCAAAGAAACUAGAUUGCAAGACCUUUUGGAAGCAAAGGCGUUAGCACUUGCUCAAGCUGAUAGACUCAUUACCCAGUAUCGUUGUCAGCGAGCCCAAGCUGAGUCUGAGGCUAGAACCCUGGCUUCUAUGCUGAAGGAUACCGAACGCAAAAAUGAAGAACUUGAAGCGUUAUUGAAAGCACAGCAGGUAGAAUCUGAACGGGCCCAGAGUGAUAUUGAACAACUGUUUCAACACAAUAGGAAGCUGCAAACUAUAGCUGAAGAACAUGAGAUACUUAAAAGAUCUUCUAUUGACCUUCUUCAAAAGUAUGAAAGCACUGAAAGGCAAUAUAAAGAUCUGCAGGUGACAUGUAAUUCAUUAAAUAAACAACUAGAGACUAUUAAAAGGCUGAAUGAAUCUCUCAAGCAACAAAAUGACAAAGCCGUAUGUCAACUGCUAGAAGCGGAAGAGCAUAGAAAAGAAUUACACAAACAGCUUCAAGAUAAAGAAGGAAAAAUAUUAAGUUUGCACCAAAAGGUAAAAGUUCAGGAAGAAAAACUGAAAGCAAGGGAGAAGGAAAAAACUGAUAUGGAAGAGACCCUAGACAUCCUUAGAAAAGAAUUAAGUAGAACAGAGCAGGCAAGAAAGGAACUGAGUAUUAAGGCAUCUUCCUUGGAGGUUCAGAAGACACAGUUGGGAGAACGACUGGAAGAAAAGGAGGCCUUAGUCAAACUGCAGCAAGAAGAGCUGAAUAAACAUUCUCAUAUGAUAGCCAUGAUACACAGCUUAAGUGGUGGUAAACUAAGUGCAGAGACUGUAAACCUCAGUUUAUAGAACCUAAUUAUCUAGAACGAUAUUUCAUCCCAAAAGCCAACUAAAAUGAAUGUAAAUCUUCAG